Macrosteles quadrilineatus (aster leafhopper) is the source of this 2212-nucleotide messenger RNA. RefSeq lists its product as uncharacterized. The transcript has 5 exons. The record is from RefSeq and is a predicted model, not a curated record. NCBI's taxonomy places the organism in Eukaryota, Metazoa, Arthropoda, Insecta, Hemiptera, Cicadellidae. Bases 55 to 600 code for a protein of 181 amino acids.
ACAUGUGAGAUAAGUCUACACUCUCAGUGUCUACUCGUAGUCUACACAAUCUACAUGACGUCAUCACAUAUAUGCAUCUCUCUCGCACUCGUGCUACGUCUGGCUCUAGCCUAUCAAGGAGGAAGACUGCCUCCAGAAUUGAGAGCCACUCAAACUACCUCACCAUGCAGACUGGACGGGGAGAAGGAGGUACCUCAUGGCCAUCAGAUCGAAAGGGACGAUCCGUGUGAGUUCUGCAUCUGUAUUGACAGCAAAGUAUUCUGCUGGUGGGGCCAACAACACUGCACCAACAACGAGUCAUCCGAUAACUCCACAGACUCGACCUCCCCCAGCUGGAGUGAUUCCUCGGACAACUCCUCUUCUCUCAACACUACAGACUCCACGGAGCCCUCCACCACGCCGACCUUGUGUACAGUCAUGGGCAGGCAGUACUCUGUGGGUGCUGUGCUGCCCAGGGAUACAGGCACCUGUCUGGAGUGUGUCUGUGGAAAAGCUGGCAGAGUUACAUGUAGCCCCAAGGACUGUAUACGUCCAAGUGACGACUUCCACAACUCGGACCCAAGUAACUCCUUGGAUAUGUUCGACGUCGAUGUAUUCUGAGCUACCUAGAGUUUUCCUUCCCUUAUAAUCCCAAGGUGGUAAUAGCUGUGAUGGUUUCCACGUCCCACUUCACAAUCCAAAUAAAAAGAAUGAUGGUCGGAGAGCCAUAUGAAUCACCAAAUAGCCUGUAUGUACUGCUUAGUUAGGUUGAUUUUGUUAUUUUUCUUAUUUUGAUUUUGGAAAAACAAGGAGUUUUUUUUUAUUUUUCACAACAUGCCAUUUAUUUUUUAAUUCCACAUUAGAGUCAAUUGAUUUUCAUCAGUUUGCGGCAUUAUGAAUAAUUGAGAAUGAUAAAUGUGCGUUCACGGGAGGCGAACCAAUACGUAUAAUUACAGCAGUAUUAAAAACGAAUUAUUGUGAAGUGGGAUAUCGACAUAUAGAUUUUUAUUUAUUGUAGGCUAUUUAUUUAAGUUUGAGUCUUAAAUAAAAAACGCUAGCUUUUAAUAACUUUUAUUAUUUUACAUUUUAAAUGCACACUAUUUUUUUAUAUUUACACCCAUAAAUAUGCGAUAAAAUUAUGUUUACAUAAGAAAAGACAUUGUAAUGGACUUUAACAAAUAUUCCGAGAAUCACUCGACAUUUGCUUUUCAAAUAAAUCAAACGACCACAAGCAAUACAAUUAUUAGUAUACUGUACAUCAAUAAUUUUGUUUAAAAAUAUCUUUUAAACUGUAUUGUCUUUCGUGUGUGUAUAUAGUGACUGUGUCAACUUAAACAUCGUUCAAUGAUACUUUAUGUUAAUAGGCUACUUUAAUCUCUCUAGAAACACUGUAUGUAUGUAUAUCACAUUAAAAAAUCUUAAGUGUAUCCAAGUGUUCUUAGACGUAUUCAAUUAUACCUUCUGAUCAUUUAAAUUUUCCAACAGUGUUUCCAUAGCCUAUAGUUAUAAAAAUAUUUUCUGCAGUUUAUAAAAUGACAUAUCAGUACAAAAUUUACUUUACUUCACUGAAGCCUUUGUUGGAUAUGUCAGUAAACAGACAAUAAUAGGUAGUCUACUUAGAAAACCAGUCGGGCAUUAUUUGCUUCUAGAGUUUCUAAAGCUUAUUUAAAAUAUGCACCAAUAUUACAGAAAAAGAUAUUCGUAAUAUUAUUUAUCUUCUUUCAAUGCAAUCUGAUAUCAAACAAAAAAUGCAUUAUAUAACUUUUAUGAGACAAUCUUCAAAAGCCAACGGCCUAUUCUAACAACCCAAACUUGUCUGCUAAACUUCCCUAAUCGCCUUUCAAAAACUCUUUCAAAUAAAAAUUUUGUUUUAACUAAUAAAAAAAAUGUUUGGUUGUGCUAGUUUUUUUUUAAUUGCGUAGGUAUUCUGUAGAUAAUUAUUAGUAGUUAAAUAUUUUAUUGUUAUUCCAGCUAUGUCAACUGUAAAAGUUUCGUUCGUGUAACAGCAGUUGAGUGCUUAUGAUGACGUAAUUUUCAAGCAUUUUACAUGUGGUUUUCAAAUGCAAUAUCUGUAUCUAUUUCAGUGUAUCAUAGUUUCUUCGUGUCUAUAUCUUCCUGGCGGCAUAUCUAGAUACAUUAUAUUGUGAUAUUCUAGUCUAUAGUAUAAUUAAAGGCAUCUUUGCUUAUAGGGCAUUUUCGUAACAACAUUUUAAUUCUUAAAGUUAAGAAAUAA